UUUCAAAAAUCAAGGGCAUUUUCGUACCUCUGCCUCAAGAUUUUGGCAAAUAAAUGCACGCAGUUCUGCCUUUCACUCUCAGUCUCGGUUUUGGGCUUUGACAAGCCACUGACAAAAACAAAGAGAGCCACAACCUCUGCAAGACUUUUGGGGAGAAAACGAUGGCUUCAGAUUCCAAAAUUCACAAAUUCGAUGAGGUUGCAAAGCACAACAAAGCUAAGGAUUGUUGGCUUAUCAUCUCUGGCAAGGUCUAUGAUGUCACCCCAUUCAUGGAUGACCAUCCUGGAGGAGAUGAAGUUUUGCUGUCCUCAACAGGGAAAGAUGCAACAAAUGAUUUUGAAGAUGUGGGUCACAGUGAUUCAGCUAGAGAGAUGAUGGAAAAGUACUACAUUGGUGAGAUUGAUGCAUCAACUAUUCUGGCAAAACGUAACCACAUUCCUCCAAAACAAGCUGCCUACAAUCGUGAUAAGAGCUCAGACUUUUUUAUCAAGAUCUUGCAGUUUCUCGUGCCUCUCUUGAUCUUAGGCUUAGCCUAUGCAGUCCGACACUUCACCAAGAAAGACUAGGCUAAGUACACUACAAAUGGUUCCCCAUGUUAAGGGUAACUGUGGACUGCAUGACUUAAAUUACGAAAGGUUUUUUAUUCCCCCCAUUAGUUUUCCCUGCAAUGUCUGCCUAAAAUUAAAGAAUGGUUUAUAGUUGGUCCCCUUCGGGCCUGUCUGGAAGUCUAUUUGGACAUCUGUUUCAUUCGUGAUAGGACAAUGUUUGCCUUUUCUGGAUUAUAAGCAGGUUAUAUUUUCUUUUCUUGA
Hevea brasiliensis (rubber tree) is the source of this 809-nucleotide messenger RNA. Its product is annotated as cytochrome b5. The transcript is spliced from 4 exons. The coding region runs from base 162 to 566 and encodes 134 amino acids. Gene Ontology annotation, molecular function: heme binding. NCBI's taxonomy places the organism in Eukaryota, Viridiplantae, Streptophyta, Magnoliopsida, Malpighiales, Euphorbiaceae. The record is from RefSeq and is a predicted model, not a curated record. Gene Ontology annotation, cellular component: membrane; intracellular membrane-bounded organelle.